Messenger RNA from Ziziphus jujuba (common jujube), 6637 nucleotides. RefSeq names its product disease resistance protein RGA2-like. The coding region runs from base 455 to 4360 and encodes 1301 amino acids. The transcript is spliced from 9 exons. Gene Ontology annotation, molecular function: ADP binding; protein binding. NCBI's taxonomy places the organism in Eukaryota, Viridiplantae, Streptophyta, Magnoliopsida, Rosales, Rhamnaceae. Gene Ontology annotation, biological process: defense response to fungus. The record is from RefSeq and is a predicted model, not a curated record.
GUGCUGGUUGGGUCAAACUUGGCUACAGCAGAAAAAAAUAAUUUUUGAAUAAAAACAAAAACGUCUUUAUUACGUGGCGGAACCUGAUAGGAUGGCAUAUGUUAGAUCAUAAAGAGCCAAGGCUAUUAGUAAAGAGAAAAAGACUUGGAAAAAGUUGAAGAAAAUGUAAAUGAAUCUACGGAGAAGACUUGAGAAAAGUUCUUUCUUGAUCAUCUACUUAUUUUUCAUUUUCUGUUUCUCUUCUUUCUUUUUUCUUGUUUUUCUUUUCUUUUCUUUUCUUUCUUGAUCAGAUUCUCUCUCUCGACGGGAAGCCGAUCUCCGGUCUGCUUUUUUCUCGACGCCGAUCAAUACCUUCUUCUCUCUCUCUCCGCAAAGCACCCAACCCAAUCUGCAUCCUUCUCUCUCGACUCAGCACGAAGCACCAGCCUUCAUCUUCGGUAGCGGCAAGUUCACAAUGGCAGAUUCAAUCCUCUUUGGGAUUGCACAGAAGAUCAUUGAAAACAUAGCUUCUGCAGCUGUGCAAGAGAUUGGAUCCAUCGGGGGUGUAACUAAGGAGCUUUCAGGACUUGAAGAAACCAUUUCAACAAUCAAAGAUGUACUUCUUGAUGCUGAGGAGAAGAAGAACCAUAACCACCAGGUGAGCAGCUGGCUCAAGAAGCUUGAAGGUGUAGUUUACGAGGCUGAUGACUUGAUGGAUGAUUUCUCCACUGAAGCUUCGCGGCUACAACUAAUGAGUGGAAGUAAUAUGAGCAAGAAGGUGCGCACUUUCUUCUCAUCCUCCAACCAACUUGUGUUUCGUCGCACCAUGGCUCACAAAAUAAAAGACAUCAAUAAUAGGCUAGCUGGGAUUAGUAAGAAUCACAAGAACUUCCAUUUGGAGGUGCACCACGAGGAGUCUAGAGUUGUCCUUAGAGAGAGGGAGCAAACUCACUCUUACAUACCUGAAAAAGAAGUUAUUGGGAGGGAGAGUGAUAGAAAGGCCAUCCUAGACCUUUUGUUAGAUCCCAAUGUUGAAGAGGAUGUGUCAGUUUUGCCAAUAGUGGGUUUGGGAGGUUUAGGGAAAACCACACUUGCUCAAUUCGUGUUUAACCAUGAGAAGGUUCAAACAAAUUUUGAUUUAAAAUUGUGGGUGUGUGUCUCUGAAAAUUUUGAGGUGAAAUCACUUGUUAAGAGAAUUUUAAAUUCUGCAACUAAGAAGAGUACAGAGACGAAGCUGAUGGAUCAAUUGCAAAGAGAACUUCGAGAUACGAUAAAUGGAAAGCGUUAUUUCCUUGUACUCGAUGACGUAUGGAAUGAGGAUAGAGAAAAAUGGCUAAAGUUGGAAAACUUAUUGUCAAAUGGUGCAAAAGGGAGUAGAAUAUUGAUAACCACUCGUAGUCAGGUGGUAGGAAACAUUACUACUAGCUCAAUAAAACCGUACGCAUUAGGGAUUUUAAAUAAAGAUGAGUCAUGGUCUUUAUUUAAAAAUGUGGCUUUUAAGCUUAGGCAUGAGCCAAACAACCCCAACACUAAGAAAAUUGCAAUGGAAAUUGUGGACAAGUGUGGAGGUAUUCCUCUUGCCAUUAGGACAAUUGGAAGCAUGCUCUAUUCCAAACCAGAAGCACAGUGGUCCUCUUUCCUGGAAAUGGAAUUUUCAAGGAUGCCUCAAAAUGAAAAUGAUAUUUUACCCACUCUCAAACUUAGUUAUGAUAACCUUCCAUCACAUAUGAAACACUGUUUUGCUUAUUGUAGUUUAUUUCCAAAAGAUUAUGAAAUUGAAGUUGAUAUGUUAAUAAAACUGUGGCUGGCACAAGGAUUUAUUAAGUCAUCAAGUUCAGGUCAAUCUUUGGAGGAGGAAGGGUUUGAUAUUUUUAGUGAAUUACAUGCGAGGUCAUUCUUUCAAGAAGUAAAAGAACAUUAUAGAAAAAAAUUAGAAUGCAAAAUGCAUGAUCUCAUGCAUGAUCUUGCAGUACAAGUAGCAGGAACCGAGUGUACUACAUUGCAAUCUGUUGGAGAAAAUAUUAACGGAAGAACUCGGCAUGUAUCUUUCAAUUUUAAUUUAGAUCCAUCAAAUCAGUUUCCAACUUUUUUGUCCAAGAAAAAUAGGAUUCGAACAAUUCUUUUGCCUCAACAAUCAAGGGAUUCAAAAAUGUUAAUAGAUUGCGAUGUUCCUUUAGGUUUAAAGUUCUUGCGUACAUUAGAUCUUCAUCGCUCUGGGCUUAAGAAAGUGCCAAAUUCUAUUGGUAAGUUGAAGCAUUUAAGGUAUCUUAAUCUUUUUGGGAAUGAGGAAAUCAAGACACUACCAAAUUCAAUUACCAAGCUGCAUAAUUUGCAGACACUGAAACUAUCAUGUUGCGAUGGUUUAGUAGAAUUGCCAAGAGAUUUGAAGAAGCUAGUGAAUCUUAGGCAUCUUGAGAACGAUGAAUGUAAUAGUUUGACUCAUAUGCCUCGUGGGCUGGGACAAUUGAGUAAUCUUGUGACUUUGAAAGAGUUCAUUGUGAAUGAGGAGGGCAUGGGUCCUACCAAUAAGCAGCAUAAUCAAGCUCAGGUGGGUGUGGGAGGGCUUAAUGAAUUAAUGGAACUUAACAACUUGAGAGGAGAGUUGUAUAUAAGAAACUUAAGAUAUGGAAAAGAUGCGAGUAAAGAAUAUAAGGAUGCAAAGUUGAAGGAAAAACAACAUCUGCGUGCCUUAGGGUUAAGAUGGUCAAAUGGAAGCAAUGAUAAAGAUGACAAUGUUGACGCAACGUCCGAGGCUGAGGAUUAUGAAAUUACGUUGGAAAGCUUGCAACCACACCCAAAUCUUAAAGAAUUAUAUAUAUUUGACUACAGGGCUGGCGUUAGACUUGCAAGUUGGUUUUCCUCACUUACAACACUUGACAGAUUGCUCUUAAACGGAUGUGAGAAAAUCAAAAAUGUUUCGGCACUGAGUCAACUCCCGUGUCUCAAAGCAUUGUGGUUGGAGAAGUUGCCUUCCCUGGAGUACAUUUCAAACAAUAAUGCAAAGUCAGUGCCGCUACUAUCUACCUUACAAAUGCUUGAGUUUUUAGACUUGCCCAAUCUGAAGGGAUGGUGGAAGGAUGUUGGUGAAGAAGAAGAAAAAGAUAUUCCUCUAUUCGAGUGUCUUUCUGAAUUAAAUAUCUGGCAUGCUCCCAAAUUGACUUCCAAUAUGCCACUGUACCCCUAUCUGGAAGGAGAACUUCGGUUGACUGAUAAUCAUAGGUUGAAGACUUUCCAACGAACACAACAGAUGAAGAUGAUGGAUUCUUUCUCUCCUCUCUCAAAUUUGACUUCUCUCUAUAUUAUAGGGAUUGAGAGUCUACAAUCUCUCUCAGAGGUGAAAACCUACAGCCUCACUUCUCUCAGAAAGCUGUGUGUGGAGAAGUGUCCAAAAUUAAAGAUCUUCUUACCUGCUAUUCAACAUCUCACCUCUCUUCAAGAACUAGAGAUUAUCAGUUGCCAUGAGGUUGACAUAUACGGAGACAGUGGGGAUGGGAAUAUGUGGCAAGCUCUUCAAAGCCUUCUUUUUCUCCGCUUACAAGAUCUUCCACAACUGGAAACUCUCCCUGACGAGCUUCAACAACUUAUCUCCCUCCAGAAACUUACAUUGGAAGAGUGUAAGAGUUUGGUGGUUAUUCCAGGAUGGAUCGGAAACCUCAAAUCACUUCGAGAGCUUCGUAUUAAGGGGUCAAACAAAUUGACAUCGCUUCCUGAAGGAAUGAGUCAGCUCACCUCUUUACAAUCACUUUAUAUUAGUGAUUUGCCACAACUGAAAACUCUCCCUGACGGGCUACAGGAACUUACUUCCCUCCAGAAACUUACAUUGGAAGAGUGUAAGAGUUUGGUGGAUAUUCCAAAAUGGAUCGGCAAGCUCAAAUCACUUCGAGAGCUUCGUAUUAUGGGGUCCGACAAAUUCACAUCGCUUCCUGACGGAAUGCAUGAACUUACUUCUUUGCAAUCACUUGAAAUUAGAGAUUUGCCACAACUGGAAACUCUCCCUGACUGUCUACAGCAACUUACUUCCCUCCAGCAACUUAUAUUGGAACGGUGUAAGAGUUUGAUGGAUAUUCCGGAAUGGAUUGGCAACCUCAAAUCACUUCGACGCCUUCAUAUUUCCGGGAUCAACAAAUUAACUUCGCUUCCUGAAGGAAUGCGUCAGCUCACCUCUUUGCAAUCGCUCUAUAUUGGAGAUUGUGAUCCUAUCUUAAAGCAAAGAUGCGAAAGGGAAACAGGGGAGGAUUGGCAUAAGAUUUCUCACAGCCCAUCGUUUUCUAUAGAUGGUGAAAGGAUUAAUCCUCCACAAGAACCAUCCACUUCUUCUUCUUCAGCAGCUCUUGACAAGAUAUUUAAGAGUUUCAGGAGACUACAGUUGCGCAAUAAUUGAGAAUAUCUAUAAGAUUGCUCUCACAUCCCCUUUUCCUUGAUUCACAACCAUUCACUUCUCCAUGUACCAAAAAAAAAAACAAAAAUCAUUUGUCAGCAUGUUGGAAAGAUACAUUUAAUGAGUUUCGGGCUGCUGCAAUUGUGGAAUAACUGGAUGUCUGUUGGUGAAGAUCCCAAACAGAGCUUGAACAAUCUUGAGCUAUAAUAUAGAGAAUUAAGAAUGGAUCUUAUUCAAAACUAUGGGUUGUCCAAAUUUGAAACAAAUUCAAGCAUUAUAAGAUGAUGAGCAUAGAACAUGCUUAGUGACAUUCCACAUAACUGCAUGAAGGAAUGUCUCUGCCCAGUUGGUAAUGGCUGGACUAGUUAUUAACAGUAUUAUUCCAACAAUAUGCUUAUAUCACAAAGUAAUAUUAUGAUGGAAGAUCUAAAGAUGGUAACCACACUUAAUUAAACAUAAUUCUAGCAAAGGACACUCUCGAGGCUUUAACUUAGAUCGUGCUCAGAUAAAUCUUCAUACCAAAAUUGUUAAGCAAGAAUCUCAUCCGUACGCCUGACCUUACAAUUCACUCCUCAAUUGGAAAGAACGAGGAUCGUCAGAAGAUUGGUGGACAUUCAUGGAGGAAACUUAUGAAAAACAUUCCAACCUAUCUUCUAAGAAAGACCUUGCUUCAGGUUUCUUCCUGUAUUAAGUUCAAGUGUGAACUACAAAGAAAUGUACCAGUUGAUGAUCAGCUUAAUUGUAAAUUAAUCAAACAAAAAAAAGCCAUGGAUCUUAAAUUUGUGGUUUGAUUAAUGCUUAGGACUCUGUUUGGCUUCUAGCUCGAGUAGACGAUUGAAGCUUGACCAUGUUACGUGGAGGAAAUACAGAUCUUGAUGCUAUGAGCAUCUUUGAUGCAGGAGACUUGUCACUGAAAGGUAUUUUGCAGGUCCAAUGCUACUGGUGUAACUGGCCAAAACAAAUGGUAUCUCAUCCUCUGGUUUCAGUUUGUGGCUCCAUCAAGUUUUAGUGUGAUAUACAUGUUAUUUUAUUUAUUUAUUUAUUUAUUUAUUUUAACUAAAACAAAGUUGGUGAGAUUUUUCAGUCUGUUUCCACAUCAAAAGUUGCAUAAAAAGAGUGAAACUCAAUGUCAACGGUAUUAAAGUAAUGUUAUGAUGGUGGAUCCAAGCAUUCAAAUGGUAACCAUACAAUUGGUUUCAUUAGCUUUUUGCGAUUGCAUUCUGCUUAUAAUUCUUUCUCACAUAUAAGCCUUUGAGCUCGUGUUUUAUAUAAAAACUUCUUAUUUUUUAUGUGACACAUGCUGCAAAUUUCAUCAUUCCAUGGAAGAAUGCCAGAGUCAAAUGGACGGUGAUUGGCCUAAGAUUGCUCAUAGCUUUUGGAUUGGUUUCCUCAGAGAAUGUUCACAUUCCUCACAUUUGUAUAGAAGUUGAGCACAGAACAUUCCCAAGGCUUAAGAGUUAGAACAUGCUCUGGGACAUUAAUUUCCUUAUAAAAAAUUAUGGGAAAAAAAGAAGAAGUUUUUAAUCCACUCCAGGAACCUCAGCAGUAUGCCUGACCUUACGAUUCACUCCUGAAUGAGAAACGAGGAUCAUCAGAAGAAUAUUGAUGGACAUUCAAGGAGGCAAAUUUCAAUUUAUGAUGUCCACAUUCCUAAGAAAGCUCUUGUUUCUUGUCUCUGCCUAUAUCAAGUUCACUUCUGUGAUAUCCACAAAGAAAACGUGACAGUUGUUUAUUGUUAAUUACGUCAACAGUAAAAUCCCAAGGCCAAAAUAGAAUCUCUAUUCUGCCAACCACUGUUUUAACUGAUUCUUCCCUAACAUAUUAUAUCACCUGGCAUAUAUUUUUCUUUCUCACUUCAUAACAAAUACUUUGAAGCCAAACCAACAUUCUGUACUUCAGUCUCCUUCUAAUAAAAUCUAUCCCAUCCACAUCUACAGCACUCUAUCAUUGCCUCAUGUCUCUUUGCAAUGCCCACACUUGGAACCCAGGAUCAAAAGGACCUUUUUUCAGGUUACUUAACUACAAGGAUACAAGAAGUUAGGCAAGACCAAUCUUGCAAUUCUGAUAUUUUGUAGGACUCCUUUGAAAAGAAUAAAUGAAUAUACAUUAAUCCUUGGAUUUGGCUUGUGCCUGGUGAACUAUACCCUCUUUCUUGACCUUAUGAGUUUUCAUUUUCAUUUUGUUCUCGUAUAUGGAUGAAAAUAUCAGCAUGUUACACACCCUUGUGGAUGAUAUAUUUGUUUUGUAAAUAAUUAAAUCUUAUAUUGUUUUUUCUUUUGA